Perognathus longimembris pacificus (Pacific pocket mouse) is the source of this 2998-nucleotide messenger RNA. It is a transcript of the gene Ect2, whose product is annotated as epithelial cell transforming 2. The transcript has 25 exons. Gene Ontology annotation, biological process: intracellular signal transduction; mitotic cytokinesis; nervous system development. Gene Ontology annotation, molecular function: guanyl-nucleotide exchange factor activity; GTPase activator activity. The record is from RefSeq and is a predicted model, not a curated record. NCBI's taxonomy places the organism in Eukaryota, Metazoa, Chordata, Mammalia, Rodentia, Heteromyidae. Bases 153 to 2897 code for a protein of 914 amino acids. Gene Ontology annotation, cellular component: cell cortex; nucleus.
CUCACUCGCCAAUUGGCAUGGCUGUGGGAGGGCGCCGCUCGCUUUUUGAGUUGGAGAAGAAGGCAGUCUUCGGGAGCGGGCUGCCCGCCUGAAGGAAGCUGGUCUCUCAGGACUAUUUUCUCCCCUCAGAUUGGUGAGCCAACACAAAAACAAUGGCUGACAAUAGUAUAUCAAUAUCGACCUCAGGGAGCACUUGCUUGACAGACUCUUCUAUAUUUGAUGCUAAAGUUGUUGAAGCUCCUAGGGAAAACUUGUUUAUUGGAUCUGCUUCAAAUAAUGAAGAAGAAAUGCCUCAGGUUGAAACACGAGUGAUAAUGGUUCAAGAAGCUGGAAAACAGGAAGAACUUAUAAAAGCCCUAGAGACUAUUAAAAUAAUGGAAAUCCCUGUUAUAAAGAUAAAAGAAAGUUGUCCUGGAAAAUCGGAUGAAAAGUUAGUAAAAAGUAUUGUUACCAUGGAAAUGCAAAUGUCCUAUGUAAGGAUGGAGUCAGUGGAUGAACUUGGAGGUUUGGAUUCCCCAGAAUUUGAGAAUGUCUUCGUGGUCCCGGACUUCCAGGAUUCUAUCUUUAAUGACUUGUACAAGGCUGAAUGUAGAAUUAUUGGACCUCCUGUUCUGUUAAGCUGUGCACAAAAAGGAGUGCCUUUGCCAUUUUCAUGUCGGCCACUGUACUGUACAAGUAUGAUGAAUCUAGUUUUAUGCUUCACUGGAUUCAGGAAGAAAGAAGAGCUAGUCAGGUUGGUGACAUUAGUUCAUCAUAUGGGUGGAGUUAUUAGAAAAGACUUUAAUUCAAAAGUUACACAUUUGGUGGCAAACUGUACAGAAGGAGAAAAAUUCAGGGUUGCUGUGAGCCUGGGUACCCCGAUUGUGAAGCCAGAAUGGAUUUAUAAAGCAUGGGAAAGGCGGGAUGAGCAGGGUUUCUGUGCAGCAGUUGAUGACUUUAGAAAUGAAUUUAAAGUUCCUCCAUUUCAAGAUUGCAUUUUAAGUUUCCUGGGAUUUUCAGACGAAGAGAGAACAAACAUGGAAGAGAUGACUGAAAUGCAAGGAGGUAACUAUUUACCAGUGGGAGAUGAGAGAUGUACUCACCUUAUAGUUGAAGAGAGUACAGUUAAAGAACUUCCAUUUGAGCCUUCAAAGAAACUUUAUGUUGUCAAGCAAGAGUGGUUUUGGGGAAGCAUUCAGAUGGAUGCCCGUGCUGGAGAAACUAUGUAUUUUUAUCACAAGGCUAAUACUCCGGAGCUCAAAAAAUCUGUGUCACUGCUUUCUCUAAAUACUCCCAACAGCAACCGCAAAAGACGUCGUUUAAAAGAGACACUUGCUCAGCUCUCAAGAGAGACAGACUUGUCACCUUUCCCUCCCCGGAAGCGUCCAUCCGCUGAACAUUCCCUUUCUAUAGGGUCACUCUUAGAUAUCUCCAACACUCCAGAGUCCAGCAUUAACUGUGGAGAUACACCUAAGUCUUGUACUAAGUCUUCUAAAAAUUCUACUCCAGUUCCUUCAAAGCAGUCAGCCAGGUGGCAAGUUGCAAAAGAGCUCUACCAGACUGAAAGCAAUUAUGUAAAUAUAUUGGCAACAAUUAUUCAAUUAUUUCAAGUGCCAUUGGAAGAAGAAGGACAACGUGGUGGGCCUAUUCUUGCACCAGAAGAGAUUAAAACUAUCUUUGGUAGCAUCCCAGAUAUCUUUGAUGUCCACACAAAGAUAAAGGAUGAUCUAGAAGACCUAAUUGUUAAUUGGGAUGAGAGCAAAAGCAUUGGUGACAUCUUCCUUAAAUAUUCCAAAGAUUUGGUAAAAACCUACCCUCCUUUUGUAAACUUCUUUGAAAUGAGCAAGGAGACAAUUAUUAAAUGUGAAAAACAGAAGCCCCGAUUUCAUGCUUUUCUAAAGAUAAACCAAGCUAAACCAGAAUGUGGACGGCAAAGCCUUGUUGAACUUCUCAUCCGACCAGUCCAGAGGCUGCCCAGUGUUGCAUUACUUUUAAAUGAUCUUAAGAAGCAUACAGCUGAAGAAAAUCCUGACAAAAGCACAUUAGAAAAAGCUAUUGGAUCACUAAAAGAAGUAAUGACGCAUAUCAAUGAAGAUAAGAGAAAAACGGAAGCACAAAAGCAAAUUUUUGAUGUAGUUUAUGAAGUAGAUGGAUGCCCAGCUAACCUUUUAUCUUCUCACCGAAGCUUAGUGCAGCGAGUUGAAACAAUUUCUUUAGGCGAGUACCCCUGUGACAGAGGUGAACAAGUAACUCUCUUCCUCUUCAAUGACUGCCUGGAGAUAGCAAGAAAACGGCAUAAAGUUAUUGGCACUUUUAAAAGCCCUCCUGGCCACACUCGACCUCCUGCUUCACUUAAGCAUAUUCACCUAAUGCCCCUUUCUCAGAUUAAGAAGGUGCUGGACAUAAGAGAAACAGAAGAUUGCCAUAACGCUUUUGCCUUGCUUGUGAGGCCACCAACAGAGCAGACCAAUGUGCUGCUAAGUUUCCAGAUGAUGUCAGACGACCUUCCCAAGGAAAACUGGCUGAAGAUGCUGUGUCGUCACGUAGCCAACACUAUUUGUAAAGCAGAUGCUGAGAACCUUAUUUACACUGCUGACCCAGAAUCCUUUGAGGUAAAUACAAAAGAUAUGGAUAGUACGCUGAGUAGAGCAUCUAGAGCCAUCAAAAAGACCUCAAAAAAGGUCACACGAGCAUUCUCUUUUUCCAAAACUCCAAGAAGAGCUCUACGGUUGGCUCUCAUGCCAGCCCAUAGCUCAGCUGAGGGAAGAAGUUCUCCCAAUACCGAUAAGCACGCUUUGAGUCGUCUGUCUAGCACAUCAUCUUUAGCAGGCAUUCCGUCUCCCUCUCUUGUCAGCCUUCCUUCCUUCUUUGAAAGGAGAAGCCAUACUUUAAGUAGAUCUACAACUCAUCUGAUAUGAAACUAUAGAAAUCUUAAGUUAUAGAAAUAUAUAAACAUCUUAUGCUCUAGUAAGAAACUGACUGAAAUGGUACUUGCAGUUAGCACUUGGUGAAUGCUGGA